CUUCUUCUUCUUCUUCUCCUUCUUCUUCUUCUUCUUCUUCUUCUUCUUCUUCUUUCAUCCCUCCCUUCUUUCCACCACAACCCACACUUCCACCACACUCCCUCCAUCCCUCCUCACCCUCUCCCCUUCGACCACAUCCCAUCAAAUCCCCUGCUUCCGUAACUACCUCCAAAGUCCCAGCCCGGAUAGACAACUCGGCCCUUUUCCCUCCUCGUGGCCUGACAAGCUAUACACCCACUUUUCUCAUAGCCUUGUAGGCAAUGACCUUUCUUUUCACGGCCUGCAACAAUUCUUCUCCUGUUCGGAAUGCGUUGUUAACAUAUGCUUUCUCUUCCUCUUAUUUCCACUUACUGUCUUCACUUGCUGAAUAACAGCAAGUGCUGGCAUGGUUACUUGUUCCUGGCAACUGGCACGCACACAUUCAAUGGCCAAUUCGACAAACCACACUGAACCUGUCCUGGAGGCGGAGGAUCCUUCUCGAUCAGCACAACAACAAACGUCCAAUAUUACCCCUCGAGUUCCUGUUAGCACCGACGCUAGCAUCGGCCAACAAAGUCAUAUACCUGCACUUCAGGACCAGUCUUCCGCAAUGCAGACAACCUACUUGUUCGUUGAUAAAAACCUCAGCCCCCGUGCACGGAGGUCGCACGUCAUGCGCCAGCAUAAUCAAAAAAGAUAUCUCCAGCGAAUGACUACCCAGCCUUAUAAUCAUAAUCACUCAGCCAGACCUCCUGUACCAACACCAACCUCACCUCGCGCAGAUGAUUCUUGGUCUCCUCCGUCGCCCGCUACGAUUCUAGACUCGUCGAGGAAAGAUCCUUUUGACAGUUUGCCAGCUGUCACCUCUGUAGCCGACCAAGAGCUGGCUGAUGCAUGGGUGAGCAAGUUAAGUUAUUGGUCAGGACAGAACCAGUACAUCAAGCGCCAAAUCUAUAAAGCAGCCAUAGCCCAUCCGGUGUGUUUCCAAGCGGUCAUUCUUGCUUAUUGCGCUCGCUGGCGGGCCCGACUGAAUGGUCUCGAAUCCAGCCCUGAAGCCGAACAUCAUUUAAUCAGGGCCUCCGCAAUGAUCCAAAAGGCAAGAGAGGAACAGAGCGAUGAUUUUCUUGCCAUGGCCCUUGCCGGAAUGUCUCUCCAUGAGAAUCGCUUCGGUGAUAAUGAGUCCGCUGCUAUAGAGUACGAAGACCAGGCACUUGGACUUCUGCGCAUGGGCCCUUGGCAGGAUUCUAUGAGCAUUGCUGAAGUGUUCCUGCAUUAUGUGCAGUAUUUGAAGAUGCCCCGAGAAUUCUCGUUGGGCCAUAGUGACAGACUAAUGCUAGUCCAUUUUCUUCGAGGUGCGAAAGAAUUGAAGCUCAAACACAGCACAGCUGCAUACUUGACCUCGGUGCCUCAGAGGCGUACGGCGUUUCAGAUGGCCAGUCCGCUCUUCUGCUCACUUUGCCCUGGGCCUUGGCCAUCCACCGUUCCACAGGACUUACACAAAUAUGUCGUGAACUUGAAUAUACCCAGUCAUGAGGUUAGCCGCACUGCGUGUUUGAUACACAUCACAAGCGCAUUGUGGGAUUUCCAGUAUGAACCCGACAAAACCCGUCUAUUCCUUGCUCACCUCAAUGAGCUUGUCGCGCAGUAUAAGCUCGAUAGAAACCCCGCAUGUGAAACAUUCGUAUGGCUCCUUCUUGAGGAACGAUGUAGCCCGAGGUUACGAGACUCAGAACGGGCGUGGCGGAUGGGAGAGCUUCUGAAGAUGAUCAAAAAACUACCACCUGAUUUACGAGUUGAGUACGGCAAUAUUCUUUUCAGCUUUCUCAUGCUCGAGAGUCCUGCUUUAGAAGUAGGGGAGUUUGAAAGAAGACUACUCGCUCUCUGAAUGCUGAGAUUUUUCACUCCAACUUGUUUCUUAGGUCUUCUGUAACGCUGGGGCAGAGAUGGACUGUUGGUAUACCGGUGUUAACUGCUGGGCUUGUUUGGGUACAUUUCGGAGAGCACAUUUCGGAGAGCACAUUUCUCAGGAUCGAUACAUUAACUAUGUUUACUAAGUAGCACACACUGUCCUGCCAUUGAUGGCCUCGCCCCAGUGCAGCUUUACCCAACCUCAAGGAUUGAUUGAAUACUGUGCAGGGAUAUAGGUAUUUAGAAGGAUCGCCUAUGACGUAGUGCUGGAGUCAAAAUUUGCGUUGCCCGUCAGACCGAUAGAGUGGGAGAACA
Molecule: messenger RNA, 2202 nt
Organism: Aspergillus uvarum CBS 121591
Lineage: Eukaryota; Fungi; Ascomycota; Eurotiomycetes; Eurotiales; Aspergillaceae
Exons: 3
Coding region: 425-1864 (479 amino acids)
Source: RefSeq, a predicted model, not a curated record